This is a messenger RNA of Phragmites australis (common reed), 797 nucleotides long. RefSeq lists its product as uncharacterized. The record is from RefSeq and is a predicted model, not a curated record. Bases 83 to 652 code for a protein of 189 amino acids. The transcript has 3 exons. Lineage: Eukaryota; Viridiplantae; Streptophyta; Magnoliopsida; Poales; Poaceae.
AGCUGUAUUUAAAAGCUUUAAUUCUCCCGUUAGCCCAGCACGGCAGCACACGUAACAGAUCUUGAGCUUUAGCCCAGCACCCAUGGCUUCCGUCCUCCGCACAGAGCUGCUUGCAGCUUUCAUUUUCUCCCUCUCUCUUCUUCUCCCCUCCGCACUCGGGGCGACGGUGGCGUGCGAGCAGCUGCCAGCGGAGCUGUGCGCGUUCGCCGUCUCGUCCACGUCGCGGCGGUGCGCGCUGGAGAACACGCAGCGGGCGGGGCGGCCGACGGAGUACCAGUGCCGGACGUCGGAGGUGGUAGUUGAGGACCACCAGCUGUCGGGACUGGUGGAGACCGACUGCUGCGUGCGCGCGUGCGGCGUCGACCGCGCCACCGUCGGCAUCUCCUCCGACUCGCUCCUUGACCCGCGCGUCGCCGGGGCGCUCUGCUCCCCGGCCUGCUUCCAGGGCUGCCCCAACAUCGUCGACCUCUACUCCAACCUCGCCGCCGCAGAGGGUGUAGUUUUUUCAGAGCUGUGCGAGGCACACCGUGCGAACCCUCGCCGUGCCAUGGCACAGCUCCAGAGCUCUGGUGAGGCACAUGGUGCUCCCGCCGCUAGACAGUCGGAUGCAACUGCUCCUUCCCCUGCGGCACCUCCUUCACAGGCGGCUUAAAUCGGUCUUUGGAUACAUGAUAUUUCUAAUUUAUAGAUAAAUUCGCACCAUUGCCCACUGAUUUCAGGGUUGUAUUAUUUAUACAAGAACAUAUAUUAUUGUAAUACAUAGCCCACUCAACAUGAAAGAUUUUUUCCCUCUCGCA